Molecule: messenger RNA, 4563 nt
Organism: Miniopterus natalensis
Lineage: Eukaryota; Metazoa; Chordata; Mammalia; Chiroptera; Miniopteridae
Source: RefSeq, a predicted model, not a curated record
GUAACCCUGACAUGCCCCCCAGCCCAGCCCUGAUGCCAGGGCCCUCGGCUCUGUGCUGGGUCCCCCUCCCUCUGGCCCAGGCCCCCGGGGUACAGAAGCUAUAGCAGGUGCUGGGUGGGGACCUGUGCCCAGCUGGCCUGCUUAGGGCAGUAGCAUGGCACAGAGCCGGGGUCCAGCCCCCGGCCCUCGAGGACACUCAGCUAAGAGGCGUCCCCACUGUGGGGUGCGGAGGACCCGGGAUGUUGACCUGCGAGCACACGCACCUGCCUCCACACCUGCCUUCUCCCUCCCUUCCCUGGGUGGGAUUUUGGAAGAGAGAAACCCUCCCUUGCGGCCACUUUCCUAAAGGGCCUGGGAGCUGCAGGGUGAAGGCCUGAGACCCGGCCAGGGGAGCAGGGCUGGUCCCCAAGUCCAUCAUUCCUGGACCGAGCACACCCACUUGAGGGCUCAGCCACACUGGUGGGGAGACCCCAGGCACGGGCCACGGGGGAGGGUGUGCCCCAGCCGCCUGGCCGCGCUCAGGCCUGUGCCCAGCACCGGAGCUGCCCUCGGCACUAGGCCUUGGCCCAGCUGCUCGCUGCCCUUGACUGGCUGGGCCAGGAGCCGGGACUUGGCUGCGGUCCUGGGCACCGGGGUGGCCACGUGAGGGCUGUUUACGGAGAGGGAAGCGGCUCUGGUGCCUCUGAAAGCCAUGGAGCAGGAGGAAGACGCCGGCCCCGAGGCCGGCGUCUGUCUGAGUAUCGCCCUGCACUCCUGGUGGCUGCAGGUGAUGGAGCAGCAUUCACAGUCCACCAUGCUGACGGGGAUGGCAAUUGGAGCCCUCCUGGCCCUGGCCCUCGUUGGUAUCACCGUCUUUUUCGUGUACAGGAGGAUUAACCGACUCCGACAGGUGCCGCCCACCCCUCAGUACAGGUUCCGGAAGAGAGACAAGGUGAUGUUCUACGGCCGGAAGAUCAUGAGGAAGGUGACCGCGCUCCCCCAUACACUCGUGGGGAGCACAGCCGCCCCCCGGCAGCGAGUGAGGAAGAGAGCCAAGGUGCUGUCUCUGGCUAAGAGGAUCCUGCGUUUCAAGAAGGAAUACCCUACCCUGCAGCCGAAGGAACCCCCGCCCUCCCUGCUGGAGGCCGACCUCACGGAGUUCGACGUGAAGAACUCUCAGCUGCCGUUGGAGGUUCUGUACAUGCUGAAAAACGUUCGGGUCCUGGGCCACUUUGAGAAGCCAUUGUUCCUGGAACUCUGCAAACACAUGGUCUUCAUGCAGUUGCUCGAAGGGGAGCAUGUCUUCCGCCCGGGGGAGCCGGACACCAGCAUCUAUGUGGUACAGGAUGGGCGGCUGGAGGUCUGCAUCCAAGACGGGGACGGCACUGAGGUGACAGUCAAAGAGGUUCUGGCCGGGGACAGCGUGCACAGUCUGCUCAGCAUCCUGGACGUCAUCACUGGCCACACCGCACCCUACAAGACCGUGUCUGCCCGUGCCGCCUCCCCGUCCACCGUCCUCAGGCUUCCAGCUGUGGCCUUCCAAGGAGUGUUUGAGAAGUAUCCCGAGACCCUAGUCAGGGUGGUGCAGAUCAUCAUGGUGCGGCUGCAGAGGGUCACCUUCCUGGCUCUGCACAACUACCUGGGCCUGACCACCGAGCUCUUCAAUCCCGAGAGCCAGGCCAUCCCCCUUGUGUCUGUAGCCAGCGUGGCCGCUGCAAAGGUUAAGAGGCAGAUGUCCAGUGGCCCCGAGGAGCGGCUGGAGCGGUCCCUGCGGCCCCAGGAGUCCUGCGACCCAGACCAUGGGGGCAGCCGGGUAGCCCCCUCUGGGCCUCUACUGAAGAGGAGUCACUCUGUCCCACUGCCUUCUGUCCACGAGGAGAUCUCGGAUGAGCUCAGCCAGGCCCAGGCUGGCGACCAGGGUGCUCCGGCUCCACCAGGUGCCACCUCUGAUCUGCGGAUGGCCUGUGACCGUGCCAGGGUCCCCCUGCAUGCAGAGGAGUGCCCCAAGGGCACCGGGGCCAGCAAGUCCAAGAAGAGCGUGAUUGUCGCCGAGACCCCCUCCGCUGUCUUCCACUACGCCGACUGCAAGUCAGAGGAGACCGUCACCAGCACGAAGACAGACGCCAUCUUCAGAGCUGCCAAGAAGGACCUGCUGACCCUGAUGAAGCUGGACGACCCUUCGCUGCUAGACGGCCGGGUGACAUUUCUUCACGUCCCAGGGGGCACAGUGGUAUCCAGGCAGGGAGACCAGGACGUGAACGUCAUCUUCGUGGUCUCGGGGCUGCUGCAUGUGUACCAGCGGAAGAUCGACAGCGAGGAGGACAGCUGCCUGUUCGUCACGCGCCCCGGGGAGAUGGUGGGCCAGCUGGCCGUGCUCACCGGCGAGCCCCUCAUCUUCACCAUCAGGGCCAACAGGGACUGCAGCUUCCUGUCCAUCUCCAAGGCGCACUUCUACGAAAUCAUGCGGAAGCAGCCGACCGUGGUCCUGGGCGUGGCGCACACGGUGGUGAAGCGCAUGUCGUCCUUCGUGCGGCAGAUCGACUUCGCCCUGGACUGGAUGGAGGUGGAGGCCGGGCGCGCCGUGUACAGGCAGGGGGACAAGUCGGACUGCACCUACAUUGUCCUCAGUGGCCGUCUGCGCUCAGUGAUCCGCAAGGACGACCUCAAAAAGCGCCUGGCCGGGGAGUACGGCCGCGGAGACCUCAUCGGAGUGGUGGAGACGCUCACCCACCAGCCCAGAGCGACCACGGUGCACGCAGUCCGGGACUCGGAGCUGGCCAAGCUUCCGGCAGGAGCCCUGACGUCCAUCAAGCGCAGGUACCCUCAGGUUGUGACUCGGCUGAUUCACCUCUUGGGAGAGAAGAUCCUGGGCAGCCUCCAGCAGGGAGCAGCGGCUGGUCACCAGUUUGGGCUCCACUCUACCGGCAGCAAGUGGGACUCGGGGAAUCCUGCCAGCAACCUGUCCACGGUGGCCAUCAUGCCCGUGUCGGAAGACGUGCCCCUCACCGCCUUUGCCCUGGAGCUCCGGCAUGCCCUCAGCGCCAUCGGCCCUGUCCUGCUGCUGACCAGCGACAAUAUAAAACAGCGCCUCGGCUCUGCCGCCCUGGAUAGUAUCCACGAGUACCGGCUGUCCAGCUGGUUGGGGCAGCAGGAGGACAUACACCGGAUCGUGCUCUACCAGGCAGACAGCACGCUCACGCCCUGGACCCAGCGCUGCAUCCGGCAGGCCGACUGCAUCCUCAUUGUGGGCCUGGGCGAGCAGGAGCCCACCGUGGGCGAGGUGCGCUGCCCUGGGGUUUCGGGGUUUUGUGGGGAAGUGGGCAGGGCUGGGCUGAGGAUGAGGCUAUGGGUCCCGGUGGAGGCACUGACUGCUGCUUCUGCUCCUGGUUGGCACAGAGGCUGCGCCCAGGUCGGCAUCAUCCGAGCCCUGACAGAGUGCGGCAUCCCCGUGGACAUGGUAGGGGGGACGUCCAUCGGGGCCUUCAUGGGUGCCCUGUACGCUGAGGAGAGGAGCUACAGCCAGAUUCGGAUCCGGGCCAAGCAGUGGGCUGAGGACAUGACGUCGAUGAUGAAGACCAUGCUGGACCUGACCUAUCCCAUCACCUCCAUGUUCUCGGGGGCCGGAUUCAACAGCAGCGUCUGCAGCGUCUUCAAGGACCGGCAGAUCGAGGACCUAUGGAUCCCCUACUUCACCAUCACCACGGACAUCUCUGCCUCCGCCAUGCGGGUCCACACCGACGGCUCCCUGUGGAGGUACGUGCGUGCCAGCAUGUCCCUGUCGGGCUACAUGCCCCCCCUCUGCGACCCCAAGGACGGACACCUGCUGAUGGAUGGGGGCUACAUCAACAACCUCCCAGCGGAUGUGGCCAGAUCGAUGGGGGCAAAGGUGGUGAUCGCCAUUGACGUGGGCAGCCAGGACGAGACGGACCUCACCAACUAUGGCGACUCUCUGUCUGGGUGGUGGCUGCUGUGGAAGCGCUGGAACCCCUUGGCCACGAAAGUCAAGGUGCUGAACAUGGCGGAGAUCCAGACACGCCUGGCCUAUGUGUGCUGCGUGCGCCAGCUGGAGGAGGUUAGGAACAGCGACUACUGCGAGUACCUGCGCCCGCCCAUCGACAGCUAUGGCACCCUGGACUUCGGCAAGUUCACAGAGAUCUGUGAGGUGGGCUACCAGCACGGGCGGACGGUGUUUGGCAUCUGGAGUCGCAGUGGUGUGCUGGAGAAGAUGCUGCAGGACCGGCAGGGCACGAGCAAGAUGAAGGCCUUCGAUGUCCUCACCUGCCCCAACGCCUCCUUCACCGACCUCGCGGAGAUUGUGUCGCGCAUUGAGCCCGCCAAGGCGGCCGUGGUGGAUGACGAGUCUGACUACCUGACCGAGUGCGAGGAGGGGCUGCCCGACGGCCCCCAAGAUACCUACGCGGACUUCCAGAGCUCCCCGGCGGAAGGGGGCUCCGACUCGGAGGAUGAGCCCUCGCUUCCUCAGCUCCCCGGUCUGGCCUCCCCCAAACCGCCCCAGGACGCCGCGCCCCUGGCUCCCUGACCCAGACGGCAGCGGUCUCAGCUCCGACGACGCCUGAGGCCGCA